Molecule: messenger RNA, 2009 nt
Organism: Vollenhovia emeryi
Lineage: Eukaryota; Metazoa; Arthropoda; Insecta; Hymenoptera; Formicidae
Product: alpha/beta hydrolase domain-containing protein 11
Exons: 4
Coding region: 597-1553 (318 amino acids)
Cellular component (GO): mitochondrion
Source: RefSeq, a predicted model, not a curated record
UGUAUAUACUUCGAAGCUUCGGAGUUGCGAAGCUUCGAAUAAUUAAGACCACUAAUUUGGACAGCCAAUCAGAUCUUUAUCUUAUUUGCACGUCUCUUUCGAAAAGAGAAGUGUAUCGGUUAUUCUCUUCUUUUCUUUUCAAUCCGGAGAUUGUUAAAAUAAAAGCAAAUAAUGCUAAACGUUCUAAAACGAUGAUAACAGUAAGAUAAUACGGGACACAAAAUGUCGAAAUCGUGAUAAAAGUCUGUCUCGAAUCUCCGAUUUAAACGAAGUGCAAUAUUUAAAGUUAAAAUCGACAAAUUGACGCGUGGGACCGGCGUUUUGUGCAAAUCGGCCUUGAGCCGUUUAAAUCCGAACAGGAAGAAGACGAAUCGGAUUCACUCGCGACGCUCGCACGCAAGGUGACACACGCUGCAAUCCGACGAGGGACAAACGAAAAACCACGUUGCAAAUCGAGCACGCGCGCGCGCGCGCGCGUGCUAAAUCAGUUUUGGCCAACAAUUUAUAAAUAGCAACCAUGCGCGCUAUCAGAGGCCUCUGUGAUUGUUAGAUAAAGAAACGGGAGGUACGCGCGAGUGUAUUGGCAUCCGACGAUAAUGAUAGGCCGAAAUUUAUCGCCGUUCCUUCCGUGGAGAAAACCCGCCGCCUUGCCCCGCUCGGCCAAGAGCCUGCACUCCUCCUGCCGCCAGUGUCUGCGUAGCAACCUGCUGCUGACCGUGCCAGUGAAACUCGCCUACACCUCGUACGAGUCGGUGAAGGAGCACGAGCAGGAUGCGAAGGAGCCCGUCAUAAUAAUGCACGGCCUCUUCGGCUCGAAAAACAAUUGGAACUCGCUGUCGAAGGCGAUCCACCAAAAGACCAAGCGCAAGGUCAUAGCGGUGGACGCCAGAAAUCAUGGUGAUUCUCCGCACUCGACCAACAUGGCGUACAAGGACAUGGCGGGGGAUGUGGUUCAGCUGUUGAGCGACCUAGGCCUCGAGAAAGCCGUCCUGGUUGGCCACAGUAUGGGCGGCUCGGCCGUCAUGUAUACAGCCCUCAACUUUCCGCAACACGUCGAGAAGCUGGUGGUCGUCGACAUGUCCCCUGUGAGAACCAGCCCGAAUCUCAUGCAGAUGGAGAGGAUCUUCGAGGCCAUGCGCCUGGUGCUGGUGGACGGGAGUCUGACCUUGUCGAAGGCGCGCAAAACCGUGGACCAGCAGCUGGCCAAGUCCAUUAAAUCCAACUCGCUGCGUCAGUUCAUACUGACGAACCUGGUGGAGGCGGACUCGGGCAAGUUCAAGUGGCGAGUCAAUUUACCGGUGCUGGAGCAGGCGUUCUCGACUCAGUUAGCUGUGUUUCCCAACGUAGGCUCGAGGAUGUACGUAGGCCCUACGUUGUUCAUAGGCGGCUCCGAUAGCGAUUACAUUCUGUCGAAGGACCACGACGCGAUCAAGAAUCUGUUUCCCCUGGCGGAAUUUCAUUACGUGGACGGGGCGAGCCACUGGGUCCACGCGGAUAAACCCAACGAGUUCGUCGAGCUUCUAACUGCCUUCAUCAAUUACUCGGCCUUGUGACAUUCAUUAUUGUAUAAAGAAAAAGUCAGAAAUUGUCCUUUGUAAAUAUAUUGGUGUAUUUUAGAUCAACUCCACAAUAUUGCAGAAUGUGAAAAGUAUUCAAACAAUAGUCGUGUAAAGAGUGAACAAAGAGACUGCAAGUUGUAUAAUUGCGGCAGAAAAGCGCCGUUGAGCGUCGAAGAACGCGAUACCUAAAUCAGUUUUCCCUCCGUCGCACAUGUUGCCGCGUAGGCUGUAUACUUGAAAGAUUAAGAAAGCUCGUGGAACCAGAUGUAAUUCCACUCGGAGGCCACGUGUGUCAGUGCGCUACAUGUGCUUGAACGAGCGAUACUCGCCGCCGGCGGACGCAUCGUGCGAGGACAGACGCCGUCGAAGCGCAUUCUAUAAAACUAAAUAUCACUCUGAUUCGAUAAUAAUUUAUAAAUAAAACGUCGUUUCCUUUAUACUAAAGAAAAA